ACUGUACGUGAGGGUUGUUUUAGUUUCCGUCACUUUCUGUUAUACGAGGUCUCUGCAGGAGUUAAAUGAAACAAAUAAAACGUGUCUGCAGCUUCUUCUCUGCAGCUGUGUCACCGCUUAAUGUCUUACAGAGAAACGUCUAAACAUCUCAGAGGAGAAACGUCGCUGUAGAGACUUUCUUACAGAGCAAAGGUGGAACCUGUAAGGAAAGGAUCUAUAGUCUCAGAAGAGAUGGCCUCCCAGGUCAGACUGAGGUUGCUGCCGAGUGCCAGAUGUUUGUUUGAUGAUCCCGUUCAGGUGAAGGUGACCGGGCUGAGGUCGAGACAGGUGGUCACCAUGAAAGCCAGAUCAAUGGACGAUAAGGGUGUGGAGUUCAGCUCCUCAGCCACCUACAGGGCUAAUGGGAGCGGGGAGGUCGAUCUGGAGAGAGACCCCUCACUCAGUGGGCCCUACAAUGGAGUUGAACCCAUGGGUCUGCUGUGGUCCAUGAGGCCAGGCACCUUACACAAAAGGUUUCAUAAAACCAGGUCACUAAACCCUCAUGUGGUGAAGUUCUCUGUUCAUGAAGUAGAGGGGGAGGGCAGGACGCUGGCAGAGGCGACCAAUGAGAGGCUUUUAAUUGGAGACGGCGUCACCAGGCUUCCCAUCAAAGAGGGGAACAUUCGUGGAGUCCUGUUUACUCCUCCAGGACGAGGUCCAUUCCCUGCUGUCUUGGAUCUGUACACUUUAGGGGGAGGUUUAUCAGAGAAAAGAGCGUCUCUGCUGGCCAGCAGAGGAUUUGUGGUUCUGACUGUAGCGCUGUACGGCCAUGAUGAUAUGCCGAAGAACAUCAAGGUGGUCCAUUUGGACUAUUUUGAAGAGGCGAUACAACUUUUAAGAAAACAAGAUAAAGUCGGCAGUAAAGGAGUAGGGAUAAUAUCACUUUCCAAAAGUGGAGACCUUGCACUUUCAGCAGCCUCUUACCUGCCAGAUGUUGAUGCCACAGUGUGGAUCAACGGCUGCAGUGCCAACACAGCUUUUCCUCUUUACUAUAAGAAACGCCAGAUCCACCCUCCCUUAAUGUUUGACCUCAGUAAGAUGGUGAUCACUGAGUCAGGGGCCGGUAUGUGCAAGUAUGUUACACUUAACCCUUUGGCAGAGGAGAACCAAGCCACCCUGAUCCCCAUCGAAAAAGCCAAGGGACAUUUUCUCUUUGUUGCUUCAGAGGACGACCUCAACUGGGACAGCAAAGCUUAUGUGGACGACAUGGUGGAGAGACUGAAGCGUCAUGGGAAGGAGAACUUUGAAAGUGUGUGUUACUCUGGAGCGGGACAUUACUUAGAGCCACCUUAUGGACCCUACUGCCCCUCCAGCCUUCAUGGGAUGGCAGGCAUGCCAGUGAUGUGGGGCGGUGAGCCCAGGUCCCACGCAGCUGCUGAAGUCCACUUGUGGCAGAAGAUCCAGGAGUUCUUCAGAUCUCACCUGAGCUGUGAAGCUACACAGCCUACAGCCAAGUUAUAGAUGCAAAUUCGAGAGUAGGAAAGGCAUAGCAACAGAUAAAUCAUGAUAUCCUAGCAGCCAAUUAGAAGUAUAUGGUUAAAUAUGACAACUAAAUGUUUGAUUGAUGUCUGAAUGUUUAUGUUUUGAAAAAUUAUUAUGAUAAUGACCUGAUGCAGGAGAGAAUAUGCCAAAAUAUCUUUGUUGAACUAAUCGAGAUUAUCAGCCCAUAAUAUAAAUGGUGCCUCAAAGAGAAAGCCUUAACCCAAAUAGGAACAUAAGCCAACAAGCACACAGCAUCCAAUAUGCAACAUCCCAAGGUGUUACCACUUAGGACACAGGUUACACAGAGGCACUUUAUGAUGAUCAGGGGGAGUGUGUCGGGUAAAAUUACCAAAUUACACAAUCACUAAUGGUUAGGCCAGAAGUACUAAUAUUUAAAGAAGGCUAAACUUGCAGGUAGCUGCCUUUUUCCAAUCAUUCUUUUAAGCUUCCAAAUGCCGUUUCUCUCAUUUAAACAGAGAAAUAAGCCCACUGUGUUUUUUUUCAUUGUCUGUUUCUGUCUUGUAAACUGGCACAUAUCAGUAAAUUUGAACUUUAUUUUUUUCAAUCAUCAUGUCUACUUACUUG
Molecule: messenger RNA, 2106 nt
Organism: Scomber scombrus (Atlantic mackerel)
Lineage: Eukaryota; Metazoa; Chordata; Actinopteri; Scombriformes; Scombridae
Product: acyl-coenzyme A thioesterase 1-like
Exons: 4
Coding region: 232-1500 (422 amino acids)
Biological process (GO): fatty acid metabolic process; acyl-CoA metabolic process
Molecular function (GO): fatty acyl-CoA hydrolase activity
Source: RefSeq, a predicted model, not a curated record